GCGCGCCACUAGGUGUGCCGUCCCGUCGCUUCUAUGAGGUAGAAAAAGCAGUGCGUGUUGAAUCAGUAAGAAAGAAAGUAAGAAAGGGAAAAAGUACAAAAGAAUCAGGUAACAGAGAGUGGAUUAAUAGCACUGUGGUCAUUGCUGUGGAGGGACAUCGAAGCCGUUCUUCCCUCGCCAUGGAGACGCGCAAGGAUGAGCCGGGCAAGUGUUCCGCCUCCUUGCCCUCGCUGCACAAGGCCCCGACGGAGCCUGCCUCGGGAUUCGGCCGCGGGGCGCCCUCCUUCUCCGGCUGCGGCCUCGGGAGCCAGGUGUGGAGCAGCAGCAGUAGCAGCAGCAGCGUGUACACGUCCUCCUCGCAGCACACCCUCAGCGGCUCCUCGACGCUGCUGCCGUCGGAGCCCAUCAGCAUCCUGGGCAAGGGCAAGCACAACUCGGGCGGCGCUGCCCUGUCGACGGCCAGCCCGAGACACAGCGUCAAGUUCACGGAGCCCGAGGGCGGCGUGGGGAAGGCCCGGACGCCGGACAGCCCGCGCUUCAAGAGCCAGGAGAGCCCGCGGCUCAAGUACCACGAGAGCUUCAAGUUCAAGUUCCACGAGGGCUCGGCGACGACGACGCAGAAGAUGGGCAUCGCCACCGUGCCCGAGAACACGGCCGUGAGCGUGACCGAGACCUCGAGCUUCCGCUACUCGGAGUCGUCCUCGAAGCUGGUCGGGACGUCGUUCCGCUGCCCCGACAGCCCCCGCGGCCGCUCCAAGAGGAUCACGCGCACGCCCGACCGCAACUCCAUCAUCGCCUCCAUGGAGCUCAAGGUGCCCUCCUUCCACGACAUGGGCGGCUCCCCGUCGUCGGUGGGCAGCGUGGGCGCGGGCGGGAACCUCACCCCGUGCCUGGGCCUGCCCGAGAGCCGCGGCCUCACCAUCCUGUCGCCGCACAACCCGACGCCGGAGCUCCACUUCUCGUCCACCUUCACCGUCAGGACGCGGAAGGGCAAGACCAUCGUGCUGCCGAAGCUGCGCAUCCCGGCCUUCCACUCGCACUCGCACGACAGCAUCUUCCUCGGGUAAGGCUCGG
Penaeus vannamei (Pacific white shrimp) is the source of this 1074-nucleotide messenger RNA. The record is from RefSeq and is a predicted model, not a curated record. NCBI's taxonomy places the organism in Eukaryota, Metazoa, Arthropoda, Malacostraca, Decapoda, Penaeidae.